Messenger RNA from Bipolaris sorokiniana ND90Pr, 1276 nucleotides. RefSeq lists its product as uncharacterized. The record is from RefSeq and is a predicted model, not a curated record. The transcript has a single exon. NCBI's taxonomy places the organism in Eukaryota, Fungi, Ascomycota, Dothideomycetes, Pleosporales, Pleosporaceae. The coding region runs from base 353 to 835 and encodes 160 amino acids.
GGGCACUCGACGAAAGUGACAGUGCAGGUCUGUUGCCUGCGUCUGGCGUUAAGGAGUACAGAGUGCGGGGGAAAUUUAGAGAUGCUUUGGGGAAUAGUGGAAUGUUCACGGGUUUUUUUCGAGGGAAUAAGACUUGCAUAGGGUUUGAUCUGCUGGCAUAACGUGUCUGGCCAGUCUGGAUAAGAACCAUCAUGAACAGAAAGCCAUCUGUAAGUCUUUCUGUAUUCAAUUUGGGACAUACCUCCACAUCAAACAUGAUCGCAAUCGUGUCACAACGAUGUCCACAAUUCCUUCCACUCGCAGGCAUAUCACGUGACCAUUCCUUCACCGACUCGUAUAACCUACCCAACCAAUGACACACCUCAGUCGCAUAUCAAAUGCAAGUCCCCAGUCAAACAACCACUCCCACCCUCUCAUCCAAGCAAGCCCCCCUACACUCUCACCUCACCCUUUCCCCUCUUCGUCCACCAAUUCCUACCCUUGCACCCCCUCCCCACCUAUUACCUCACGCCAAAGCAGCACUCGCAGCCCGCACACCCAUGCCGGACCACCCGCCCAUCAUCUAAAAACGGAAGAUCGCCCUUCCCUCUCGCUUACCCCUGUCAUUGCUGACCCACAUUGCCAACCCCCGCCGCGCCCAACCCAACCCAAGCAAGCCGCGCCUCAAGUCCUCGAAAAUCCGCCCGCAGCAUGCGCGCACGCGCAAAAACGCCACGCCCGCAACCCCGUUUCGAAACAUGAAGAAGCGCUUAGGAAGGAAAAAGCAAAGAAAAACCACUUUCGAAGAAGUGUAUUUUAUGGGAUUGUUGCGGUGUACACCCCUCCCCCCUGGUAGUUGAGGCUGGGGCGCAGGGCUAGGCAAGGCCAAGGGGCAAAGGGGGCAAAAAAGGCUGGACCUCACAGGCGCAAAGGGCAAGAAAGAAGAAAAGAAAGAGAAAGAGAAAAAAAAAGCCGAGAGGUGAGGCGGAUGAGGGGACAGCGUCAAGCGAACCAAGAAAAAACGGGCGUUUACCUACGAACAUGAACGAUGGACGGGAUAAAAGCAACAGCAUACUUACUCAUGCACGAAAAAAAAGGUGUGAUCGAAAACUCACGGACACAAGACGCUAGUUACUCUAUCCCUAUCCCCCUUUUUUCUUUACUCUACUAGCUACUAGCUUAAGUAACUAUAGAUUCCAUUUCUUCUUUUUUGCUUUACGGAAAAAAGGAACGUCGGCGAGGCGGGACAGAAUUCGAUCCAAGAAAAAAAAAAUACUACAAGGCUGGUUGGUUGGUG